Neospora caninum is the source of this 6408-nucleotide messenger RNA. RefSeq lists its product as uncharacterized. The record is from RefSeq and is a predicted model, not a curated record. Gene Ontology annotation, biological process: regulation of DNA-templated transcription. Lineage: Eukaryota; Apicomplexa; Conoidasida; Eucoccidiorida; Sarcocystidae. The transcript has 4 exons. Bases 1 to 6408 code for a protein of 2135 amino acids. Gene Ontology annotation, molecular function: DNA-binding transcription factor activity.
AUGUCGCCGACUGUGGAGAGCGAGGCGGGCGGGAAGGCCCCGCGUCCAGGUGGCGGCUUCGCUUUGAAUCUUCGCUCCCGCAGGGUGUCUGUGAAUGCGACGGAAGCGGUUUCCCCGUCGAGCCUGCUCGCAGAGACGACGGCGUCUCGCGGGACGUCUGGAUGCGCGACGCCCGGCAAGGCGCCGCAGCUGGGCGUGGGCGAGUCGCGCUCGCCCGUUCAGAGCAAAGGCGGUCGCGAGGAGAAGGACAAGAAGAAUCGGCUUCUCUCUCGCAGACUGGCGACGUCUUCCGGCAACUUCACGAUUCGGCGGACGUCCUCGUCGACCUCCGCCUCUUCCACAUCGGACGGGAACGUCUUGGUGCCUGCCGCUGGACCGGUGAACGAACCAGGUCCGCAGACCACGGAAGUCCCCGCCACGAGCUCGUUCCUGACUUCGUUUCCGUCAGUCGCCGGAGCGGAGGGCGGAGACGGGGCAAGGCAGAAGAGCGCAGGAGUGGAGGCCCCGGGCGCUCGCGUCCUCGAAGAGACGCGCGCCCAGACGGCCGUGCAGAGCCGCACAGACGGCACGGAAGCAAAGGGCCUCGAGAGGAAGGAGAAGAGACCCGCCGCGCCCGGAAGUCUUUCCGGCAUGCGCGAAGAGAAACGGAAGAAGACGCAGGGACAGGGGACCGAGAAGUCUCAGGCAGAGUCUUUCUCGCGGUCGAACACGAUGUCUUCCAACGCGCCGUCCAAGCCGUGUCUCGCGGCCUCAGAUGAAGAAAAGUCGCUGUCGAGAACGGGUAGUGCCUUGUCGUCCUUCUCCGUUCACGAAGAAAACCAGGCACGGCGCGGGAGCGACGGCGAGGGCAAGGUCUGCGCGCCGCGCCUCGAGUCGACGCCCGCGAAGAUCGUCGACUCGGGGCCUCUGGACCCCGACGGGGCCCAGCGUCCCGUGGUCGGUGUCUCCGAUCCCGCGCCGUGUUCAGGUGCCUUCGCCGCUCUUCCCCACGAAAGUGGAGAUCAGGAGGUUAGCGAGAACCGUUCCGCGCCGACUGGCGAGUCGGAACGGCCGGAGCGCGGGACGCAUGUAGCCAUCCCGCCGUCGCCCGCCGUCGCCCCGUCCUUCAGGAGACGCUCGUUGUCCCUGGACAUGCACGAGUCGAGGAGCGAAGGCCCAAGCGUGUGCACGCCGAGUGAGAGUGCGUGGCCGCACGGCAGAAAACCGCGCGACCCAGCGCGGGUGCCCGUGUCCGCUUGUGCGGGGAGUGCUUCUCCGUUCUCCCCGCCCGAUGUGGCCCUCUUCCUGGACUGUCUCUUCGUCGGCGAACAGGCGGCGCGCCGAGCGCAUGCGCGACUCGACGCAGUCAUGCGCGACGUCGAGACAGCGUACUCGGCGGUCGCGCGCGCCGGAGCCUGUUUCGCCAGUUUGCUGGGAAUCCCGCAGCUCUCAGCCUUUGCCGCCUCCGACCUCGCUGCGUCGGUUGCCAGGGGCCGGAGUCGCGGGUCGGGCGGCUACCGCGGUCGCGGCGACCUCGGCGGGGACGAGGGGCCGUGGCCAGUGCGUGGAGACCAGGAGUGGGGCGGAGGACGGUGGGGAAGAGUUCGCCCCUGUAGCAGGGCGGAGUUUGGACUGCCUCAGGAGGAAGGACUCGAAGCUGCAGCGUCGCGAGGGCGGGAGGUGGGUCCAGAAGACAGACUUUUGCCUCCCUUUUUGGCUUCGUCUCGCCCCUGCCACUCGCCGUGCUGGACGGAGAGUGUCUCCAGGGGCGAGGCGGGGACGGCGGAACCGGGCCUUUUGCUCCUCGAGACAGAGGACAGAGCUCCUCGCCUGGCGGCGGACAGAGGCAGCAGGGAGACGGAUUCCACUUCUCUCCUUUUCGAGUUGGCCGAGUUCCUGUGGAACAAAGGGGCCCUAUCUUCGCGGCCGAAUGGAGAUGGAGACAGCGAGAAACGCCCACGGUCAUCCGCGGAGGCUGUGGAGCUGCUGCGGGCGUUCUCGAGAGACAAAACGCGCGUCAGCGCGGAUCUAGGGAGUUCCUUCGACUUGGCUUCGCCACGCAAAGCACACUGCGGUCGACACCCGAAAGGCCUCGGCGAGGCUAGCAGCGGCGCAGUGUCGCCCCAUCGCGAGACGGGACCGUUCGCGUUUCCGCCUUCCGGCGCUCUAGGGCUGUGGCCUUCAGAGCAAGGGGCGUCGACGCCCGACGGCUGUGGGCGCCUCGCCGGAUGUGAAGAGAGAAAGCGCGCUGGGGCGACUCCUCAGAGAGCAGAGAGCGGCGAGUGUGGGGAGGCGGACGUGCUGGCGAGAAGCGAGAAAGGAGACGCAGCGUGUCUGUUCGACUGCGAGGGGGAAGAGCUCCGCCGGAAGAAGUCAGGCAGCACGACGUCGUCCCAGAGUGGCGGCGCAUCCCGCGGAGCGAGGUGGAGAGAGCAGUCCAGCAGCUCGGGAGACAGAACGGCCGGCGCGAAGCGCGGAGACAGAGGCGAGAAGGAAGGGCCGAAGAGCGCAAAGGGCGGGGCGGAAGAGGGCGGCUCGGCGCCCCGAGAGAAGACGUCGCGGGAGGAACCUGGAUCCGGCGAGGAUUUGAGCACGACGGAAGUCGGAAUCGCGUCCGAGGGGAUCAGCAAGUUGGAGAGUGCCAACCUCGACCAGAAAGACCACGCGACAGGUGGGGAGGCCGAGGACGCGAUGCGCCUUCCAUACAGCUCCAAAGAAGUGUCGAGGGCGACUUCCAAGUCGGGUCGGGGCGGGGACGCAGACGGAAGCGGUUCGGGGACGGGUGCGUCCGCUCAGUCUGGCGUACUCACGCGUGGCCGCGCAGCGGCGUGCCGUCAGAAGCCGAAGGCAGGCGACAAGGGGAAUGUGGAAGAAGGGAGGAGUCGGCAAGGGACCGGGCGCGGCGUGGGCGGAGGCGAGGGGGAGAACAAGGUCGGAGACAGUGAGCAGAGCCUGGCCAUCGGCAUUGAGGAGUUUCUUCAUGCCUUCAAGACGCGUCACGCCGACUCGGCGACGCCGAACGACCGAGACUCCGCCGGCGCGUCGCAUCCCCAAAAGCGCGCAAAGCUCGCAGGUGUAAACGGUUCUCGGAGCUUCAAGGCCGAGGGCGAGGAGAGCGUCGAGGGAAGCAAAGAGGGGAAAGAGCCGGCGAACGGGGCCUUCUCGCCGUGCGGAAACCUGCCUUUCUCGGACCGCCCGCUGGGCGCAGCAGAGAUCAGAGAGAAGCAAGAAGUCGAAUCCGACGCUGACGAGCCUGAAAGGCGAUUCAGCGUCGACCCGCGGUCCAGCAGCACCCCCCACUGGCUCUUCGGCGGGUCAAGCGGCGGUUCGCCGCCGCGGCCUCGCGGCCGGCUUCCCUUCUGGGACGGGACACCGGGCAGCGAGGGGCGCGCCGACCUCGACUGGAAGAUGGAGACUGGCGCGUCGUUGACCAGUGAAGAGAAGGCGCUCGUUGCUCGCUUUGGACACCUCUUUUCGCCCAGCGGAGGCAGCGCCUCGCGCGGCGCGCUCCCUCGCGGCGACAGCCUGGCCUCGCUAUGGGGCGAAGACGCAGAGAGCGACGGUCUCGCCUGCCACUCGGGGCGUCCCUGUCAGUCGGGGCGGCGACUUCCCCUCUGGAUAGGAGACGGCUUGUCGGCGUCGAGCGAGGCGCGCGACUCCAGAGGAGCGGGGGGAGGCGCGGCCUUGCCCUCGUGGACCCCGCCAAGUGAAAAGGGGCGAGGCGGCGGGGGGUUGAGCGGCCCGCGAAAGCAGGAUCUGAUUCGGGGCGAGUCCGGCGCCCCAGGAAGCCUAGGUUCGUCGCGAAGGAACGAUCCAGACGGCAAAGACGACCUGCCGACGCUCUCCAGCGCGUACGGCCUCUCCGGCGCCUGCUGUCCACGAGAACCUGCGUGUGCGAAAAUGGGUGCCAGCAAGAAUGGCUCACUGAUUGAUUGCGCGUCCUCGCGAAGUUCGGAUUUCUUCAACGCCGCCCAGUUUCGCUCGACAGACGAGACGCUCGGCUGCGUCCCGUUCUUGCGUGGCAACUCUGAGACCAGCCGGCUCUUCUUUCGGGGCGAGGGAGCUGCGGGAGAGCGGGAGUCGCGCUGGAGUCUGUCCGCGGGCGGCGGGGCUUCGACUUUCGCAAGCACGCAGUUUGGACUGGACAAACCUUCCGAGUCUCUCGCUUCCCGCAGUCCGGCCUUCUCGUCUCAGUGGGCGGCUCUCGCUUCGACUCGCGGCGCCCGGCUGCCAAGCGCAUCAGGCAGGAGUCUCCACAACGCUUUCUCGCCGUACGACACCUUGUGCGGCGCAAGGAACGGGACAGGCUCUGUUGGGCGCUCGGGAUGCUCCCCCGAAGACUUGGACGACGCCUUCUCACAGGAAACGUCCUUUUUGCCUCGGUCGGGGACCGCCCCGCUCAGCUGCUCCGGCCUCGCACUGGACGCCGCUGGACACAGCGCCGCUAACGCCUUCCACAAAGACGCGUUUCUCUCGGCAGGCUUCGGCGACUUGGGAAGCGAGAAAGGAAGCACGCGGAACUUCUCUGGCGGGCUGGACGACGCCGAGCACCUCUUCUCCGCGGCGCGCGGGGGCGCGGGCGCGUGUGGGGUGCGGCGGCCGUCCUCGCGAGACAGCGAGGAAGGGAGCUCGAGCGACGGAGAUCUUCCAGAAGCCGCCAAGACGACCUGGCCGGGAGCUGUCGGGAAUGGCCCCGCGCUCGCGCCGAGGCUCCACUGCGUCGUGCCCGUGGGAGCCUCGCGGAAGCCUCGCUCGCCGGGCGAGUCAGGGGAAACCAGAGAAAGCCGAGACGGCCGAGGCUACGUCUCCGACGUUCCCGGAGUUAGCUAUCGGUCCACGCCCCACAGCGGGUGGCGCUUCAGGUGGAAGGACGCGGAAACCGGCAAGGAGUACUCCCGCUGUUUCUCCGUGAACAAGUUCGGGUUCGAACGCGCGAAGAGAAAGGCGGAACGCGUCGCGCGGGAGAUGCGUCAAGGACGAAGCAUCAUCAUCAGCAAUCACACACGGACCAAGGUCUACCUGGCAGAGACGAACGGGAGCCCGUCGGGCGACGCGGCGAGUGUAGAAGGGAGCGGCGCCUUCAACGGCCGUGUGUCGCAGGCGCUCCCCAGUUUCUUGUUGAAUGCGCCUGGCGGGUCAGGAGGUCCCCCCAGUGUCUCGUCCGUUGCCGUUUCUUCUGCGGGCGGACCUGCGGCGCAUGCGUCUUCGCUGCUCGCCUCGUUGUGCGAGCCCGAGAAAACCGCGAGCAAGGCGGCGCCCUCGGCAGGCGACGCGACGUUGGGAGCGCCUGGCGUCGAGUGCGGCUCCAGAGUGUUUUUUGCAUCUGGCGGCGCAAAGGCGGAUUUUGGACAGCACGACGCGGAUGGCGGGUGUUCGCCGCGCUUUGACGGAUCCUCUCCCUUCUUCCUGUCUCUCCAGACCCCCUGCGGCGGGUCCACGAGCGAAGCCAGCGGGUCGGGCGCGGCGAGUUCCUUUCUCUUUGCCUCCGCCCGCGAGUACGCGCGAGGCGAGUCCAAAAGUGGAGAGCCUCUCGCGGGUUCCGAGCGUCAGCCGCAAAGCAGUGCUUUCGCGUCGCCGCCGUUCUCGCCAGGCGCGCUGUUUCAGACAGCGUCAUUGGCUGGGGGCAAAACGGGUGCCGGCGCUGAAGGCGGAGACAGCGAGAAAGAGGAGAGUUUGUCCAGCUCGGUGAGGGGAGUCAUCUUCGAGCACUCACGGGGAAGCUGGCGGGGACUGGUUGUCGACAAAGACACCGGACGACAGCAAGUCCGUCGAUUCUCUGCUCGCAAGUACGGCCACAUGGAGGCGCGCGUGCGCGCCGAGCGCUUCUGUCUGGAGGCUCAGCGUUUUCGAGAGACGCGCGGGUCGAACGCGGCCUCCGGCGAGAUCGCGGGAGGGGGGGUGAGCCCGUUGAAGCACGAUCUCUGUGGUCCCCUCGGCGACGAGCCGCCCGUGUCUCCCCUGCCGGGGCCCCGCGGCGGUGGCGGAGACAGCCCAGGGAGCGGGGAGCGUCGCGCCGGGGCGUCGACGAGCUUCGGCGCGACGAGCGCGCACGGACAGCCUGCGAGUGUUGCUGGCGGAGGUCCAGGCGACGGUCCCUUUCCUGUCAGCGGGGGCAAAAGACGAAGUGGACGAGAAAGGGAGGCGAGCGAGGCGUCGAAGCUGCUGGAUGCGGCCGGUGCGGGCCUUCGUGGAGACAGCGCAGAGCGUGAGAGCGCGGGGAACGAGAACGGCGCCGCACCUCCGGUGAAGGAAGGUCGUGGAGACGGAGAGGAGGAUGCGGUCUCGCCUCAGCCGAACGGAAGCUUCGAGACGGAGGCGACAAAGGACGAGCCGGGAGACGGCGGAGCACGGGAAGGCGACGCGGAGGGAACUCGGGCGAAAGCACCUAACGGGCCUUCCGCCGUCGACGGACCAGGCAGCGGGCUGUGA